Molecule: messenger RNA, 1090 nt
Organism: Austrofundulus limnaeus
Lineage: Eukaryota; Metazoa; Chordata; Actinopteri; Cyprinodontiformes; Rivulidae
Gene: pms1
Product: PMS1 homolog 1, mismatch repair system component
Source: RefSeq, a predicted model, not a curated record
GAGCCUCGGAGGAGCUGAACACAUGCAGACUCUGAUCAACAUGGAGAAACAGAACCCUGAUCUGACCGGAGGGGUGGUCUUCUCUGACCCCCGGCUGGUUUCAAAUGGGUUCAAAAUCAAACUCACAGCAGACAGACAUCUGGAAGUGACAGCGAUGGCGGACUGCGUGCCUUUUCUCGGCGUGGAGGACCUGAGGGAGAUCCUGACAGCAGUUCUUCACAGGAAGGCCUCCAGCGUGAAGGAGUGCCGUCCGCUCAAAGUCACAAACUACCUGCAGGCCGAGGCGGUUCGACUGGCCCGACAGCUGCCCACUGAUUUAUCUCGGAGAGACGUGGAGGGAAUCGUUCAGCGCAUGGAACGACAGCUUGGUGAGACCGAACGGACCUGCAUCCACGGACGACCCUUCCUCCAUCAUCUAACCGACGUUCCCUCUACAGACGAGGAAGCAAAGGCUCUGUUCAGGCCUUUAGAGCUGUGACCGCUGAGACACACCUUUAGAUCACUGACUUAUUAUUAAAUCAGCUCACUAAUUACACACUAUUAAAAACGUUCUCUAAGCUCUGGUCUUUUCUCUGAAGAUUGCAUCAGACAUAUAUCUCAUUCAGAAUGGGAGGCGGAGUGAAGCGUGAUGCUAAACUUUAGCUGAUGCUAAAAACACGGCUGUAAAUGUAUACUUCCUGUCACUCCUGGGAAGGUUUUCUCUGUAGAAUGACAAACUUCAGAUAGUUUGGAAAUGACCUCCAACCCCUCAAACCUGUCUUAUGUCACACCUGAAGGCUGCAGAGCAGCAGGAACCCCUGCUUCUCUACAGGUGGUCUUGAUGAUGAUGAUGAUGACGAUCAGCAGCUCGUGGAUGAAGCUUAUCUCCCUAUUUCCUGUGGAAAAAAUGCUGAUAAACUCUUGACUUGACAGCAGAACUUCUAGAGUUAAAGAAACCCUCAAGGUUGUAGUUUUUUCUGAAUAUGUAAAGUUUUGUUGAGGUAUUUCUCAGUACAUUAUUUUUAAUCCUUUUAUUUAUACAGGAAAAUCUCUUGAGGCUCAUUAUCUCAUUUACAUUAGAGACCUGUUCAUAAAGUCCAGGUGCGGUUUC